AUGAUGUUUGGGUUGCUGGUUCUCAUAACCCUGAGCCUCCUGAAGGUCCCUGUCAGUGAUGGGCAGGGCUGCCUGAGCAAGCGAUCAGUGCUGGCCACUAUCCGCCAGAUGCAGAAACUGCUGUCCACCCAGGAAGCUGCCCAGCUCCAGGGCCUGCGUAGCCUCAGGAAGCAGCUCACCAUGCUCCAGGGGAACGUCCACAAACAGGCCACACGGAGGAACGAGACAUGCCCCCACCUGGCUAUGCCAAUACACGGCAGGAAGCUAGGGAAGAAAGUGGGCAUAGGACAUGAGGUGCAUUUCUUGUGUGAUGCCGGCUUCCAGCUGGUGGGCUCCGAGACUCGGUUGUGUCAGGAGAACCGAACAUGGAGCGGACAGCAGCCUUUUUGCAAGAGUAUUGAUGACUGUGCCAGCCAGCCCUGCACCAAUGGGGGCACCUGUGUGGAUGAUGUGCAGCGAUACGUCUGCCUCUGUCCAAGUGGCUGGACCGGAAGCAACUGCCAGACCCCAGCCACCUCCUACUGGGUGUCUCUGAGCAAUUCGUCCUUCAGCCGCCAGCCCCGCUGUGCCGAGAAUGGGCAGGGUGCCCGUCAGUGCAGCUGUGACAUCGGCUUCCAGAUGCGUGCUGGAGGCUUAUGUCAAGAUGUCGAUGAGUGCCAGAUGUUCCAGUUGAACCACCAGAACAGAAUCUGUGUCCACAGCUGUGUCAACCUACCUGGGUCCUACCGUUGUAUCUGCCCCCAGGGCUACCUGCUCAACCCUGACCAAAACACAUGUGAAGAUGUGGAUGAGUGUGCAGACCAGCAGCACAACUGUAGCCGGGGCGAGCUGUGCAUCAAUGUCUUUGGGGGCUUCCAGUGCGUGCGACCAGAAUGCCCCCGGCCCCGGCACAACACCAGCUACGUGAAGACAUCAGCCUUCCAGUGCGAGCGGAACCCGUGCCCGGUGGACAGCCAGGCCUGCCGCCAGGCGGCCAACUCCAUCUCCUUCCACUACCUGCCGCUGCCGUCCAACCGCACGGUGCCCCGCGUGCUCUUCAGGAUGUCCACCACGCGCUUCCUCGGAGACAGCCUGCGCUUCGCCAUCACGGGCGGCCGGGGCCUCGGGGCCUUCGCCGUGCAGCGCUCAGACCGGCACACGGGCGAGCUGGUGCUGACCAGCCCCGUGCCGGGCCCCGCCACGCUGGAGGUGCAGCUGGAGAUGAGCGAGCUCUCCAAGAAGGUUCUGCUGGGCAAGCACGUCUUCAGGAUCACCGCUUUCAUCUCCCCCUACGAGUUCUAG
Molecule: messenger RNA, 1281 nt
Organism: Trichosurus vulpecula (common brushtail)
Lineage: Eukaryota; Metazoa; Chordata; Mammalia; Diprotodontia; Phalangeridae
Product: fibulin-7-like
Exons: 8
Coding region: 1-1281 (426 amino acids)
Molecular function (GO): calcium ion binding
Source: RefSeq, a predicted model, not a curated record